Hibiscus syriacus is the source of this 1142-nucleotide messenger RNA. Its product is annotated as homeobox protein knotted-1-like 1. Gene Ontology annotation, cellular component: nucleus. Gene Ontology annotation, molecular function: DNA binding; DNA-binding transcription factor activity, RNA polymerase II-specific. Gene Ontology annotation, biological process: regulation of DNA-templated transcription. Lineage: Eukaryota; Viridiplantae; Streptophyta; Magnoliopsida; Malvales; Malvaceae. The record is from RefSeq and is a predicted model, not a curated record.
AAUAUUAGUUUAGAUUUUGAUACCUGCACCUUUCCUGUGGAAAUACAUAUAAAACAUGGAGGAUCUGUACAGGCUUGAUGAUCUUACAAUCUCCUGUUCAAAUGAUAUUGUAAGGGUUGAUAACUUUGGUGCAGGAAGCUUUACUGCUACUGUUACCACUGAUUUUCUCAGUCCGGUUGAUCAUUUACUUCAAUUCGAUCAUCAAGAAGCUGAUACAGGUGCCACUGGAUCAGAUGUGUCUGAGCUCAUCAAGUCCCAGAUCUUGAAUCACCCUCGUUAUCCAAACCUAGUAUCUGCCCACAUAGAAUGCCAAAAGGUUGGAGCAACGCCUGAGCUGGCGUCGCUUCUUGAAGAAAUUGGCAGAGAGAAUCGCUCUAUUAGUGCUUGUAGUCAGAUAGGAGUUGAUCCAGAACUUGACAAGUUCGUGGAAUCAUAUUGCGAGGUUCUUAAUCGCUACCAACAAGAGUUAUCAAAGCCGUUUAAUGAAGCGACAACGUUCUUAAGCAACAUGGAAUCGCAGCUAAGUAGUCUCUGUAAAGGAGCACUGACCGAAAAAUUGGAUAACCGUCCCUUUGAUGAAGCUGGUGGGAUUUCGGAGGAAGAGUUAAGUUGCGGUGGGGAAGUUGAAGCUUCUGAAAAUCAGGAAUCUCUGGACGACCGUGGAAGCGAGGACGUCAAAGGAAUGCUCAUGCGCAAAUACAGUGGCUAUCUGAGCAGUUUGAGGAAAGAAUUCUUGAAGAAAAGAAAGAAGGGUAAGCUACCAAAAAAUGCAAGGGUGACACUGCUUGAUUGGUGGAACAAUCAUUAUAGAUGGCCUUAUCCUACGGAGGAGGAGAAACUAAAGUUAUCAGAGAUAACAGGACUAGAGCAGAAGCAAAUCAACAACUGGUUCAUCAACCAGAGGAAGCGGCACUGGAAACCAUCAGAGGAUAUGAAAUUCGCUCUUAUGGAAGGCGUCGCCGGACGCAUCGAAGGACCUAUGUGCUUGGAUCAUGGAGUUGGAACCAAUGACAAUAAUAUUUAGUCAAAACAAUUACUCUUUUAAAUCAUCCUUUCAUCAUGUAAUAUUAUUUAGGUUUCAACGUGUUCAAGUCUGCAACAUUCCACACCUGUAAAUCAGUAAAUGUUAAUACUCUUAAUCA